Microthlaspi erraticum is the source of this 405-nucleotide messenger RNA. The record is from the annotation of a GenBank genome assembly. Lineage: Eukaryota; Viridiplantae; Streptophyta; Magnoliopsida; Brassicales; Brassicaceae.
AUGAACGUAUCGGAGGAUUGUGUCCUCUGUUCUUCGGGUCGCGAGACGCAUCAUCACCUCUUCUUCGAGUGUCCCUACUCAGCCACAGUUUGGGGUCAGCUAGCGGCUAGGAUCUGGCCAAACCCUCCCUCAGACAUUCACUCUGCUGCAGCGUGGAUCUCACUCAACCGGCAUCGUCAGAACUCUCAAGCUCAGACGGUUAGCAAGCUUCUUCUCCAAUCGGCGGUCUACCUUAUCUGGCGAGAGAGGAAUGCGAGAAUCUUCACCGGAAAGGCGACUCCGGCAACUACGUUGAGAGUCUCUAUUGACCGGCUCAUGCGUGACAGGCUGCUUUCUUUCCCGUCUCAGAGUGUUUUCCGCUCCUCUCUGUUGGAAUUCUACUUCUUCUGCUUCAGGCCUCCUUGA